Notolabrus celidotus (New Zealand spotty) is the source of this 3174-nucleotide messenger RNA. RefSeq names its product copine II (gene cpne2). The transcript has 16 exons. The record is from RefSeq and is a predicted model, not a curated record. Lineage: Eukaryota; Metazoa; Chordata; Actinopteri; Labriformes; Labridae. Gene Ontology annotation, molecular function: calcium-dependent phospholipid binding. Gene Ontology annotation, biological process: cellular response to calcium ion. Gene Ontology annotation, cellular component: plasma membrane. The coding region runs from base 259 to 1902 and encodes 547 amino acids.
UCCAUCACUGGCGCUGGGCAGAGGGAGCAGAGUCCAGGUGGCUACAAGGAUGAAUUACGUCCACACACUGUUGCGCCUGUCAGCAUACUUGGGAUGUAAAAGGCAGCAGUAACUUCAGUUUCCGCUUCUCUGUAGACAAUUUGUAUUUGCAAAGGAUUUUAUUACUCUUCACUGUGCGCAGUUUGAGAUACUGUCAACUGAAUAAAGCAGGGAAGUUGGACGUCGUUUUCUGAGGGUGAUUAGCUGGGACCUCAGACCAUGGCCUACACCUUGGGCUCAGCCACUGACAGCCAGACACGCAGUGUGGCACCUCAGCACUGCGUCACUCGGGUGGAGCUGUCCGUCACGGCAUCCAACUUGCUGGACCGAGAUGUAGCCUCCAAGUCGGACCCGUUCUGUGUUCUCUUCCAUGAGGUGGAUGGAAACUGGGUGGAGCUCUGCCGCACUGAAACAGCUGUGAACAACUUGAACCCAGUGUUUGGAGAGAAGUUUCAGGUGGACUAUCACUUUGAGGAGAUCCAGAAGCUUCGCUUUGCCAUGUUUGAUGAAGACAAGUGUGCCACACAGCUCUAUGAACACGACUUCCUGGGAGAAUUCAUUUGUACACUGGGGGUGAUUGUGUCCAAUAAGAAACUUCACAGAUCGUUGAUCUUAGCCAAUGGGAAGCCAGCUGGCAAAGGCUCUAUUACGAUAACAGCUCUGGAGCUGUCUGACAACAGAAUCAUCACUCUGACCCUGAGUGGGCGUAAACUGGAUAAGAAGGACUUCUUUGGUAAGUCGGACCCCUACCUUGAGUUUCACAAACAGGGAGAAGAUGGCAAAUGGAUGCUGGUGCACAGGACAGAGGUCAUAAAGAACACUUUAGAUCCAGCAUGGAAAUCAUUUACUGUGCCACUCAUUUCUUUAUGCAACGGAGAUGUGGACAGGAACAUCAAGGUCCUGUGUUAUGACUAUGAUAAUGAUGGAGGCCACGACUUCAUAGGAGAGUUUCAAACCACAGCUUCCAAGAUGAGCGAAGCUCAGAACUCAGUGGAGGUUGAGUUUGACUGUAUCAACCCCAAGAAACAGAAGAAAAAGAAGAACUACAAAAACUCUGGAAUCAUCAUUGUCAAGUCAUGUAAGAUAACAAGAGACUACACCUUUCUGGAUUACAUACUGGGAGGCUGCCAGCUCAUGUUUACAGUUGGCAUAGACUUCACAGCAUCCAAUGGGAACCCUCGAGAGCCGUCCUCCCUCCACUAUAUCAAUCCAUUGGGAAGCAAUGAGUAUCUAGCUGCUAUUUUAGCUGUGGGCCAGAUCAUACAGGACUAUGAUACCGACAAAAUGUUUCCUGCCCUGGGAUUUGGAGCUCAACUCCCACCGGACUGGAAGGUGUCACACGAAUUUGCCAUCAACUUUAACCCCACCAACCCCUUCUGUUUUGGUGUUGAGGGUAUUGCCCAGGCGUACUCCACCUGCCUCCCUCACAUUCGUUUCUACGGCCCGACAAACUUUGCUCCAAUUAUCAAUCAUGUAGCACGUUUCGCCGCCCAGGCCCUUCAACAGGAGAAAGCAGCGCAGUACUUCACUCUCCUCAUUAUAACUGACGGGGUGAUCAGCGAUAUGGACGAGACCCGUGACGCCAUCGUGCAAGCGUCUAAACUACCCAUGUCUAUCAUCAUCAUCGGGGUGGGCAACGCUGACUUUGCUGCCAUGGAGUUCUUAGAUGGAGACGCCAGCGUUUUGAGGUCCAGCACAGGAGAGGAGGCUGUUCGGGACAUUGUGCAGUUUGUUCCUUUCAGAGAUUUCCGCAAUGCACCCAAGGAGACUCUGGCUAAGUCCGUCCUUGCCGAGCUGCCUCAGCAGGUCACCCAGUAUUUCAAGCAGCGGAAUCUACCUCCCAGAAACUCGGCAUCAGAGUGAGACAUGCAGAAGAAGACGGGCCACUCGCUGUGCUAUUGCUCAACUCAAAGUUUCUUCUUAUUGACAUAAAAGUGUACAAAUUAGCCGUGAACAACAAUAAGUUAUGAACAAAAAAAAACAAACACUAAAGACAUCCCUGUCAUUAUAUCUGCUAUGUUGUUACUGGUUUAAGAAUUUGUGAUCAAUAUCCAGAGUGAAUGCAGCAGAGGGCUUAUUGUGUUUCUUAAAUCUCCACAACACAGAUCUGUGAUGAUUAAGUGUUAAAGACAUCUCAUGUCUUCAGUGACGGGAGGUGUUUUCAGAUGUUAUAAUAUGCAUUUAAACAUUGGCCUUCUUUUACAGAAAUUAAAAAGGCUUCAAUGAGGAUGUACAUUUUUGCUUUUGCAUGUGUGUGUCGUGAUUGAUACCACGUGGUAUAAACAAGUCCUUGGUGUAAAGUCCCCUCUCUGAGCUGACCUAUUUCAGUGGUUGAACGCCCUUCUGUCGUCAUUCAGAUCCUUUCCAGGUAGCGGAUCAGAUUAUGGCUGUUUUGCUUUUGUGAUCUUGUGCGAUGAACUCACAGAUCGAGCCUCAACUGUACUGUGUUCUCACUCCUGCUCUAUUGUCUGGUGGGAAGUUUGAAUAUUUUAGUCUUAAAUACCAGUAGUCCAAGAGGGAGGUUUUAAUGCUCUGCUAUGCUUCUUUGAUUCAGGAGGGCAGAGUCAGAUGAGGAUGAGGCCGUAGUGGCAGCUGUAGCACUAACACAGGAUAUAUAUAUAUAUAUUGGAUACUGUGUGAACUCAUCUGGCUGUUAUAUGAGGGACCAUUUGCUAGACUUUGCCAGCAUUGAUAAUUAUUAACUUUGGUUCAUCCUGCAUGUUGCCAAUAUCUGCUCACUGUUUACAAACUGAUGCUGAUGAGCUCAAAGGCAUGAUCUUUUUUAUUAUGUAUUUAUCAGAUUUUGUAAAUAUUUUAAGGAGACUCUAUUGAAAGAGAGUGCAGUGUUACAUGGCACAGAAAGUGUCCAUGGAGGUUGUUAGUCUGGGAUUUAAAUAGUGGAUCUGGAACAGAAGUGUCUGAUAUGCAUAUAUAUCGAAUGUAUAUUUAUAUGAUGCUGUUUAUGUUCUGAAAGCCAACGUUUGGACAUGUUUUUAAUGUACUUUUUAUGCAGUGCUGAACUGUGUUCUUUGACUAUAACGUGUAUUACUGUGCAUCUUUGUACUAAAUGUGUUAUUGAUUUUAUAAAGUUGUGUCUAUGUCCACACUCAGGUUAAUAAACUGAACGAAAUGUCA